GCGAAUCUUGGCACUUUUCAUCUAUCUCCAAAAGUCGUAAAGUACUAAUUAACAUCCGUAUCAUUUCCGCUGCCCCGGCUCCCUCAAUUCUACUAUUGCCAACAAAGGAAGCAUAUGCCAUAGCUAAGCAAAUCCAAGCCAGUGGACAUGAAGAAGAAGAACAUACCCGGGAACGUCGGCGAUGAGAUGCCCGGCGGCAGCCGGCGUCGGGGGAAGGCUUUCACGCCGAGAAAUUGCAAGAAAAACAGUGCUACUACCUCGGUACAAUCCUUGCGCCAUCCUCAUCAUCCAUCGUCACUACCGGAAGGCGUCCAGUUUCAGCUCUACACUUUCCCGGUUACUGCAAGGUGUGUUGGAGAUGGCGAUGGCUUCACUGCUCAUGUCGAAGAAGACAGCAGGGUACUAAAUGGUUCAAACAACGGAGAGAUUCUUUCAGGGAAAUACAAAAUUAGAAUGAGGGGAAUUGAUGCACCAGAGCUGAAAAUGGAGUAUGGGAUGGAGGCUAGGAAUGAGCUGGUGAAUCUCAUCGAGGGGAAAUGUGUCAUGAUUUAUGUGUAUGAGAAGGACCAGUACGAGCGAUACAUUGGUGAUAUCUACUGUGGUGGCGUGUUUAUCCAAGAGGAAAUGCUGAAGAGGGGCUUCGCAUGGUUUUGCAAAAUUUAUGACAAACGUUGUGAAUUUGAGCAAUGGGAGAGGGAAGCGAGAGAUGCACGCCGAGGGCUCUGGCUGUCAGAUAAUCCUAAGAAGCCAUGGGAAUGGAAGAGAGAUCACCCGCGCAAUGCAAAAAAACAAGAUUGCAUUCAGAUGGAUAAUGGGAGCUAUGAAGCCCUAUCAGGGAUGAUAAAGGAGAAAAAGAAUUAUGAGGAAAAAGCUAUGGAAUGGAAAAAGAAAUGGGAGAGUGUUGUAGCUGAAAACCAGAUGCUGAAUGAUCAACUUCGGGACUCCAAGGAGGCCCUAUCAAUUAUGAUAAAGGAGAAGAAGAAUUCCGAGGAAAAAUCUACGGAGUGGAAAAAGAAAUGGGGGAGUGCUGUAGCUGAAAACCAGAUGCUGUUUCGUGAGUUAAAGGAGGUGCUUCAGAAUGAGGAAAAAGCAUGCAGGCAGCACGUCAAACAAAGAGUCAUUUGGGUUGGCACAUCUAUACUUGCUGUUGGUAUUGCAGUGUUGUGCAUAAAAUGGAAAACACCUCCUAAGAAGAAUGGUGCUACUCUUCUAUACCACUACGCUAGGACCAGGAUUUGGUAACACAUAGAUAUGCUACUGCAGCUUUAAAAAGUGUUAGUAAGGCCUGUAGUAACACAAUUUAUAUGUAUUUUUGUAGCAUGUGUUACAACGACUGGGUUUAUUGUAGCACAUAAUAGCUGACCAUAUAUAUAAUAAAAUGUGUUAGAAGUACUCCAUAGCAACACAUAUCAUAUGUGUUGCCAGAGGCUCUAGAAACACAGUUUUCUACAUGUAGUAACAUGGAUAGUGACAUCCUUUUCUAAUUGUAGCAGCACAAUUAGUAACA
Molecule: messenger RNA, 1507 nt
Organism: Lolium perenne
Lineage: Eukaryota; Viridiplantae; Streptophyta; Magnoliopsida; Poales; Poaceae
Cellular component (GO): cytoplasm
Source: RefSeq, a predicted model, not a curated record